AUGAACUCAAAAAAAAACGAUGUGUUUAGUUUAACAAGGCCUCAACUAUGCUAAUAUCAUAAUAAAAAACUCUAAUUAGUGUGCUCUGACCCUGGAUGUGAGGAUCAUGGAUUGAUUUGCAUUGAUUGCCUAGUUUAAAACCAUUAAGAUUGCAAAGGUUAUAUUAAGAAAUAUGAUGAAUUUCUGUAGUCUUUGUAUAAAGAAAUAGAAAGAGUUCAAUGUAUAAAGGAGAAAAGGUUUUAAGAUGCAUAAUCUAUUCUACUAAGUUUAGGGAAGUUAUAGCAAAAAUUUAAUGAUAUCAUUUUAACUCUGUAAUUAAAUAUUGAAACUUUCCUAUAAGAAUUCAACUAAGAGGAUGACAACCAAAUAAUGAUAAAGAAAUUGUUUUAGCCUAAUUUUGAAGGUGAAAAUGAAUCAAUAAAAAACAUAAUAUAAAAUCUAGGCAAGCUUUCUUUUAAAGAACAGGAAUUUCCAUGGGUGUCUUAAGGUAUAUAAAUUGUCGAAGACCUCUCUAAAAUUUUAUAAGGCAUGAAGAAUUUGGAAUUUGUAGAAUAAAAAUAGCCUAUAGUUUCUUCAAAAUAUUAAAAAGUAAAGGGAAUAGAUGAUUUAAAAGGAAUAACUAAUAACAUUCCAAAACUUCGAAUAGUAUUAUAAGAAAAUAAUUGGGCAGGUAUAAGGAAUACAUUUCCAAAAUUUGUUGCUUUAAAUAAUUUAUAAAUUACUGCUGUCAAAUCCCCUUUAAAAGCUCAAGUUUUAGAAGAAAUAAUUAGCGCAAUGUAGUACUUGCCUAGAUUAGAAAAAGUUAAGAUAAACCUGAUUGGUUCAAAUGCAAAUGAUUCAACAUUAAGAUUGAUUCUAAAAAUCAUCACUAGUAAAAGCUUGUCCGAAUUCGGAAUUUCUUUUGGAUAUAGUUAAAUUUUAUCAGAUGAAUUUAUUAGAUAAAUAAAUUAGUUUAAAGAAUAACUGAAAGGAAUAUAGAAGAUAUAUAUUAGUAAUCAGCUACAUGAAUUUACGGAGAAGUAACAAAAGUUGCUUAAAUCAUACAUAAGUUAAAUUGAAUUUAUCAUGUGAAGACAAUAUGUGUAUUAAUUAUAGA
Molecule: messenger RNA, 1096 nt
Organism: Paramecium tetraurelia
Lineage: Eukaryota; Ciliophora; Oligohymenophorea; Peniculida; Parameciidae
Exons: 4
Source: RefSeq, a predicted model, not a curated record